Molecule: messenger RNA, 1165 nt
Organism: Ficedula albicollis (Collared flycatcher)
Lineage: Eukaryota; Metazoa; Chordata; Aves; Passeriformes; Muscicapidae
Gene: VDR
Product: vitamin D (1,25- dihydroxyvitamin D3) receptor
Exons: 6
Coding region: 63-935 (290 amino acids)
Biological process (GO): positive regulation of transcription by RNA polymerase II; multicellular organism development; negative regulation of transcription by RNA polymerase II
Cellular component (GO): nucleus
Molecular function (GO): nuclear receptor activity; zinc ion binding; vitamin D response element binding
Source: RefSeq, a predicted model, not a curated record
CCUGGGCCCCAGCGGUGGGAAUCCGCCCCAGGAGGGUUUUCCCCUCUUGCUGCAGGAGGAGCAUGAAGAGGAAGGCCAUGUUCACCUGUCCCUUCAGCGGGGACUGCCACAUCACCAAGGACAACCGGCGGCACUGCCAGGCCUGCCGGCUGAAGCGCUGCCUGGACAUCGGCAUGAUGAAGGAGUUCAUCCUGACGGACGAGGAGGUGCAGAGGAAGCGGGAGAUGAUCCUGAAGAGGAAGGAGGAGGAGGCGCUGAAGGAAAGCCUCAAGCCCAAACUCUCGGAGGAGCAGCAGAAAGUCAUCGACGUCCUGCUCGAGGCCCAUCGCAAAACCUACGACCCCACCUACGCCGACUUCACCAAAUUCCGGCCCCCCGUGAGGAGCAACCCCAGCAGCAGAGGGGCCCCGAAAUCCUCGUCCCUCCUCACCCAGGACCUGUCCUCGGAGGAUUCCUCGGAUCUCUUCGGCUUCAGCACGUUCCCAGACUCGGCGGAGCCGGCGCCGUUCCCCGGGCUGGAGGAGCAGGACGAGAGCUCCUCCAUGAACCUGGAGUUCUCUCAGCUCUCCAUGCUGCCACACCUGGCUGACCUGGUCAGCUACAGCAUCCAGAAGGUGAUCGGCUUUGCCAAGAUGAUCCCGGGGUUCAGGGAUCUGUCUGCAGAGGACCAGAUCGUGCUGCUCAAGUGCAGCGCCAUCGAGGUGAUCAUGCUGCGCUCCAACCAGUCCUUCACCCUCGAGGACAUGUCCUGGACCUGCGGCAGCAGCGACUUCAAGUACAGGGUCAGCGAUGUCACCCAGGCCGGGCACAGCAUGGACCUGCUGGAGCCGCUGGUGAAAUUCCAGGUGGGGCUCAAGAAGCUGAACCUGCACGAGGAGGAGCACGUGCUGCUCAUGGCCAUCUGCAUCCUGUCCCCAGGUAGGGACAAACCCUGAGAACCCACAGAAGGGAAGGAGAAAACCCCAAAUCCUGAAAAAGCCACAAAAGGUGGGGGGGAAAUCCCCCAAGCACGGCUGGCCCUAAAAAGGGACAAAAAGGAGGGAAUCGCCCCAAACCCUAAAGAGAGAUGAAAGGGAGGGAAUCAGCUCAAACCCCACACAAGGGAGGGAAUCACACCAAGCCCCCAAAUCCCACGAGAGGGAGAGAAUCACCCCAAACCCCCAAA